AUGGAACCACCUAGAGGUAACCAACGAAAUCAGCACCAAGGUUAUCGUCAACCACCACCACCACCGAACCAACCACCACUGAAUCAAGUUUAUUUUCAAGCACCACCGAACCAACCACCAGCACCACCACAGAAUCUAGUCUACCGUCAAAACCAUACACAACCACCACCACAGAAUCAAUAUUCCCAACAACCACAGGUGCAAUUCUAUACACCACAACCCGUUAGCCCACUUUACGGUUACAACAUGGGUGCUCCACCUCCCGUCGAACCUCAACACAUUGAACUCGCGCAAAGGGAAAACUUUUUUGCAUUUGAAGAUCUCGGGAACGACGACGUUAUACCUGAAACACAACCGGUUGAAGAACAGGAAGAAGUUGAAGAGGUCGAUUGUCGUGGGAAGAAAAAGGUGUUUGCCGGGAGGAAGCCGCGUGAACAUUGGACGGAAGAGCAAGAAGUCGCCUUGGCUCAAGCAUGGAUUCAAGUAUCAGAGUGUAAGAAGUAUGGCAACGAACAAAAGGCCGAAGGGUUUUGGAAACGAGUUCUUCAACACUAUACGAGCACCUUGGGUUCGACUACGCGAACCUUUCAUAGUUUGACUACAAAGUGGAAGACGAUGAAUAUGGAGAUGGGUGUUUUCAACGGGUUAUGGAUUCAAGCGUUUCGUGGAAAGGGGAGUGGAUGCAAUGACUUGGAUGUUACGACGACCUCUUUGUCCGAUUACCACUCCAAAUUGGACAAGCAUUUUACGCAUAUAUCGGCGUGGAAUGUGGUAAAAACUCAUGAUAAAUGGAAGCAACAAGAUUGUUUUGCUGAUAUUGUAGGAAUGGGAAUCGGUUCGUCUAGUGGAUCCUCAAAAAGAAAGUCGGUGGAUUAUGAAUCGGCAAGCAACGACACUGUCCUUCCCGACAUGAAUGAAGACCCAUCCCCGCCUUUGGAACCAAGAAAGAUGAAGAAGAAGUAA
Erigeron canadensis is the source of this 963-nucleotide messenger RNA. RefSeq lists its product as uncharacterized. The record is from RefSeq and is a predicted model, not a curated record. The transcript has 2 exons. Lineage: Eukaryota; Viridiplantae; Streptophyta; Magnoliopsida; Asterales; Asteraceae. The coding region runs from base 1 to 963 and encodes 320 amino acids.